AUGGACCUAUCAGGCCUCCUCCUCCCACCAGCCGUCUUUCUCGGUCUCGGCCUGACGCUCUGGACCUACAAGUGCCUGAUGAUGGUCCUCUUCCAGAACAAGAUCAUCUACAUGCCCAACAUCCCGCCUUUUUCGCGGUCGGAGAAGGUAGAGACCUACGCCAAGCGAUGUCUGCCGGUGCGCUGGCGUGAAGAGUCGACUGUGACGGCGGAUGGAGUGCGGAUAUCGCUUCUUGUGGGCAGUAGUAUGCACUCUACAGAUCUCGAGAGCAGUGAAGAUCAUCUUGUUGUGCUGUAUUUUCAGGGCAACGCGUCCUCGCUGCCUCCGCGGCUUCCUUACUUUUCUGAUACUAUCAAGAUGGUGAACAGAGUUUCCAAUUCUGAUAACAACGCCGAUUCCCCGCCAAAGAAGACGUUCUCUUUUGUGGCCGUGUCCUACCGCGGGUACUGGACAUCGAGCGGUCGAGCAUCCGCAAAGGGUAUCGAACGGGAUGCUGCCGCAGCGCUGCACUGGAUUCUUCAGCGAUAUGCAAGCGUUAAGCAUCUCAAGAUCGUCCUCUGGGGCCAAAGCAUCGGCGCCGGCGUCGCUACCAACGCUGCGGCGGAGUAUCUGGAGGCUGCAGACAUCUCGCAGCGCCGCCCCAUCAUCGACGGCAUGGUCCUCGAAACGCCCUUUACGAGUGUGCGCGAGGUUCUCCUGGCGUUCUACCCGCAGAAGUGGCUACCGUACCGCUAUCUGACGCCCUUCCUCCGCUCGCAUUGGGACAGCGAAGAGGCGUUGCGACGCAUCGCGCACGCUGCGGGCGAUCGCAAGCCGACGACCCUGAUCCUCGAGGCGGGCAAGGACGAGGUCGUUCCCCAUGGCCAAGCAGAGCGUAUAGAGGAGCUCUGCAAGUCUCUCGGUCUAGAUGUGGAGAGGAAGACUAUCGCUGGCGCGCUGCAUACGGAGCUCAUGGCCAAAGCGGACGGGCGGAGAGAGACUGCGAGGUUUUUGUCUGAGAAAUUCUAG
This is a messenger RNA of Rasamsonia emersonii CBS 393.64, 1008 nucleotides long. RefSeq lists its product as uncharacterized. Lineage: Eukaryota; Fungi; Ascomycota; Eurotiomycetes; Eurotiales; Trichocomaceae. The coding region runs from base 1 to 1008 and encodes 335 amino acids. The record is from RefSeq and is a predicted model, not a curated record. Gene Ontology annotation, cellular component: membrane. The transcript is spliced from 2 exons. Gene Ontology annotation, molecular function: palmitoyl-(protein) hydrolase activity.